Messenger RNA from Harpegnathos saltator (Jerdon's jumping ant), 3061 nucleotides. Its product is annotated as serine protease 53. The record is from RefSeq and is a predicted model, not a curated record. Lineage: Eukaryota; Metazoa; Arthropoda; Insecta; Hymenoptera; Formicidae. Gene Ontology annotation, biological process: proteolysis. Gene Ontology annotation, molecular function: serine-type endopeptidase activity. The transcript is spliced from 18 exons. The coding region runs from base 63 to 2885 and encodes 940 amino acids.
UAGUCUACAGCAUCCAUUUUGUAAUUUCAUCGGAAUCCGAUUCCUGUAUUAGGACGAUCGACAUGAUGAAGUUAGCCAUUCUGCUCGUCAUUGGCGUUAUUACCAGACAGGCAUACGGCGACGAACCGGAAGCCAUCGUGGGUGGCAAUUUCGCCACGCCCGGUGAAUUUAAAUUUAUAGUUUCUCUUCGAGUACGUGGUCUUCAUAUAUGCGGGGGAAGUCUUAUCAGCGAUAUCCAUGUUGUUACUGCUGCUCAUUGUGUUGAAGAUCUCUAUUCCGUUGAUGACAUGACUGUUGUAACCGGAACCAUCAACUUGAGAAAAGGCGAAAAACACAAGGUCAAGUGCAUUCGUAUGCACUCUGGCUAUACUGGCGACGAAAAGGAUGGCUUGCCAAAUGACAUCGCUAUGAUAACUUUGAAGUCGCCGAUCAAAAUGAACGCGCAUCAAGCUCCGAUUCCUCUAGCGGAUAUGGAUUAUGGGAAAACUGGUGGCUAUAAGGCUAUAGUAUGCGGAUGGGGAUAUCUUAAGGAAUUGUCGAGAGAGUCUCCAGUGAGACUUAGAAAGGUCGAAAUGGAUAUUUUGAGCACGGAGCACUGCAUGAAGGAACAAACAUAUGCACCAAUCUAUAAGGAACAUAUAUGCACUCAGGCGAACGUUAAUAAAGGUUUCUGCAGUGGUGACAGCGGUGGUCCUCUUAUUGUCAACGGCCAGCUCUGUGGUAUCGUUUCUUGGACCGAGUGGUGCGGUGGGGAUUUACCUGAUGUAUACACGAAUGUUUACUAUCAUCUGGACUUCAUUAAGGAAAAGACAUACGGGGAUGAACCGGAAGCUAUCGUGGGUGGCGAUUACGCUGUGCUCGGUCAAAUUAAAUAUAUAGCUUCUCUUCAAACGAAUGGUGGUCAUAUGUGCGGGGGAAGUCUUAUUAGCGAUACCCAUGUUCUUACCGCUGCUCAUUGUGUUGAAGGUCUCCACUCCGUUAAUGACAUGACUGUUGUAACAGGAACCAUCAACUGGAUGAUAAGCGGCCAGACCCACAAGAUCAAAUGCAUUCGUAUACAUCCUAAGUACAAUGGUGAUCCAAUGGGUGCCUACAAAUAUGAUAUCGCUGUGAUCACUUUGGUGAAGCCGAUCAUAAUAAACGCGAAUCAAGCUCCAAUUCCUCUAGCGAAUAUGAAUUACGCCACUGGCAAUUAUAGGGGUACAGUAUGUGGAUGGGGAUUGAUCAAUGAAAGGUGGAAUAUACCUAUAUUCAGACUUAGAUGUGUCGAAAUGAAGAUUUUGGAAACGGCACACUGUAUGAAGGAACAUACAUAUCCACAAACCUCUAAGGGACAUAUGUGCACUAAGGCGGAAGUUGACAAAGCUUUCUGCAGUGGUGACAGCGGUGGUCCUCUUGUGGCCAACGGCCAGCUCUGUGGCAUCGUCUCUUGGUCCAAACGGUGCGGGGCAUAUAGCGAUGAACCGGAAGCUAUCGUAGGAGGUAACGUGGCCACACCCGGUCAAUUUAAAUGUCAAGUUUCUCUCCAGGUAUUUGACCAACAUAUUUGCGGGGGAUGUCUCAUCUCUGAAACCCAUGUCGUUACUGCUGCCCAUUGUCUUGAGAAACCUGAUCAUAGGAUUGGUUUGACUGUUGUAACGGGAACCAUUAACACGGGGAAAGGUGGCGACAGACACGGAGUCAAGUGCAUUCGUUUGCAUCCUGACUACACUGGUAAGAAAGAAGAGGGCUGGAUGAACGAUAUUGCUGUGCUCACUUUGAAAGCGCCGGUCAGAACAAACAUUUACCAAGGCCCGAUUAAGCUAGCGAGUAUGGAUUAUACCACUGGUAAACAUCGCGGUCUAAUAAGUGGAUGGGGAAGGACCGAUGUAACUUCAGCCCCUUCGCCGGUACUUAGGUGGGUCGAAGUGAACGUUUUGAGCUUGGAGCGCUGCUUGAACGGCCACAGAAAUCCACCGAAAACCAAUCCGAAACAAGUAUGCACCCUGGAGAAGUUUGGGAAAGGUGCCUGCCAGGGCGACAGCGGCGGUCCUCUCAUCGUCAACGACGAGCUCUGUGGUAUCGUCUCUUGGGUCACGCCCUGUGCUAUGGGUGUAUCUGAUGUAUUAACUAAUGUUUUCCAUUAUCUCAAAUUCAUCGAGGAGUGUCAAGCCAAGUACUUUGAAAAGGCGUGUGGCGACGAACCUGAAGCUAUCGUGGGUGGCAACUAUGCCUCCGAUGGUCAAUUUAAGUGUCAAGUCUCCCUUGAAGUAGACGGAUAUCAUAUUUGCGGAGGUUGUCUUAUCAGCGAGUACCAUGUCGUCACUGCUGCUCAUUGUCUCAUGGAUGAAGAAUAUAACAAAGAAAUGAUUGUCGUUACUGGGACCACCGCCCCGGCACUGAGAGGCGAGAGACACGAAAUCAGAUGCAUGCGUUUGCACCCCGAGUACGAGAAUACAAAAGAAAGCGGUUGGAAGAACGAUAUCGCUGUGCUCACACUGAAGACGCCGGUCAAAGCAAACAAGCUCCAAGGUCCGGUUCCUUUAGCGACUGAAGAUUACACCACUGGCGAAUAUCGCGGUAUAGUACCUGGAUGGGGAAAGACCGAUAUAAAUUUACCCUCCUCAGCGGUGCUUAAAUAUAUCGAUACGGAAAUUUUGAGCCAGAAGCAGUGCUUAAACAGUCACAAAAACCCACGAACCAAUCCAACACAAAUGUGUACUUCGAACAAGAUUGGGAGAGGGGCCUGCCAAGGCGACAGCGGCGGUCCUCUUCUCGUCAAGGGCCAGUUGUCUGGUGUCGUCUCUUGGGUUAUACCUUGCGCUCUGGGUAGACCUGAUGUGUUUACUAAUGUUUUGCACUACCUGGACUUCAUCAGAAGCGCCCAGAAGCCACUCACGUGCUGAUAACGCGAAUAAUUAAAUCAAUCGGCAAAGCUUCAGGUAUUUUCUAAAGUUUUAGGUUUCACACAUGAAACAUGCUAGUACUGUCAUUAUUUUCAUCUCCCCUGGAGAGAGUUAAUACAAAAGCGUAAAAUAAAGAAAAAAAGUGUCAUACAAAAUAAAUAUUGUGCAUCCUUUAA